AGAUGAAUGCAUUGAACGCGCUCAAUGUUGACUGUCACAAAUGACAGGCAACCAACAAGCAUUGUAUAUUCUGACAAUUGUAUCCAUGUGACAAUUAACUCUAACCGUAUUUCACCAUAAUAUCAAUAAGAAUUGUAUUUUAGUGGUGAUGAUGUUGGGUCGAUUUGCUGUUCGUGGCUUCUCCGUUCUUUCGCCGUACGUGCAGAAACAAAGACAUACUGUGAAUUUUGUGCCAGUUUUUCGUUUAUUGAGUCAAACACCGACAUUCAAUGUUUCAAUACAAAAGGAUGACAAGGAUUCAGAUUUGCUCUUUGAUUUGGGUGGCACAUCAAAUCCGGACAAUAAAACCAAAUCCAAAAAUGCGAACAAAUCUAAAACAAAAACAAAGCCCGACGGAAAUGUGCGAAAAGGCAAGAGUGAACCGAGAUUGGCAAAUAAGAAAAACGUAAAAACCGAGAAAAAAGAAAAAUUACCGAAAAUAAAAAAAGAUCGAUCAUUCGAGCAAUUGAAAUAUCAUGAUAUUGGAUUGAAUUUAACAUAUGUGAAAUUACCGUUUCAACAUCCUGGAUUGGAGAAUUUAAUGCUUAUGCUGAAAUCGCGUAAAUACCGAAACCAAAAGAAUUUGUUGUUGAUCGAAGGACGACGAUUAACAUUGGAAGCAAUUGAAGCGGGCUUGAAAUUGAAAUACGUAUUCUUUAGCCAUUUAAAACAAAUUGAAACGAUACGAGAUCAUAUUGAACCGGCAUUUAUGAAAGAUACGGAAAUACUUCGUGUGCCACACAAUGAUUUAACGUAUUGGUCAACGUUGACCACAUGCCCCGGACUGAUAACAGUGUUUGAAAAGCCAACAGAUAUGCAAGAAAUUUGGGAUAAUGUUGUUCGAAAUAAAUUGAUAAAAUUAAAAUCAAACAAACAACAGCAAAGCGUUGAACAAACAACGGAAUGGUCUGAAUUGAAUGAAAUGCUUGAUUCAGAUCUAUUUGAUCCGGUACCAAUUACAGUAAUUUGCGAUCAAGUUCGUGAGCCAAAUAAUUUAGGUGGUAUUAUUCGAACAUGUGCUUCAAUUCCAUGCACAAAAAUCAUUUUGUUGAAAGGUUGUGCCGACCCAUGGGAUAUCAAAGCUUUACGCGGUGGUUGCGGUGCACAAUUUCGCAUUGAAAUCGUUGGGCCGGUGGAAUGGGAAGACUUACCACAACUUUUACCCAAAACUGAUGAGGUUUCGGUUUUUAUUGCUGACAAUCGGGUGCAAGAGGAUAGUACAACAUUACCGUUCGAUGAAUCGGAUCAAAAGCGUAAAGAAAAAAUGGUGAAAUACAUUAAACCCAAAGUUUAUAGUGAUAUACCGUUUUCCAAUUGCAAGCACAUCGCAUUAGUAAUCGGCGGUGAAACAGAGGGAGUUAGUAGUCAUGCAUUGGAUUUUAUGAAAUUUGUUACCUCGCACACAAAAUCUACAACAGCAACAGCAGCCGCAGCAGAAACAGAAGAGACAACAUCAACAGAAGCAUCCACAAACACGGUGGAAAAUGACAUUACAAAUGAAACAAAUCCAGAAAAUAUUCGACCCGAUAAUGCGGUUGUGAAAAUACCAUUGGGCAACGGCGUUGAAAGUCUCAACGCAAGCGUUGCGACGGCGAUUCUUUUAUUUGAAAUGCGAAAACAGUUGAUAAAAUAAAUUAAAUAAAUUGUAUACUUAGUGGUUUAUACGAAAAAAAUAAAAUGUUAUAUUGUAAAA
Contarinia nasturtii (swede midge) is the source of this 1732-nucleotide messenger RNA. Its product is annotated as rRNA methyltransferase 3, mitochondrial. The transcript has 2 exons. NCBI's taxonomy places the organism in Eukaryota, Metazoa, Arthropoda, Insecta, Diptera, Cecidomyiidae. Gene Ontology annotation, biological process: RNA processing. The coding region runs from base 149 to 1672 and encodes 507 amino acids. Gene Ontology annotation, molecular function: RNA binding; RNA methyltransferase activity. The record is from RefSeq and is a predicted model, not a curated record.